Molecule: messenger RNA, 1740 nt
Organism: Yamadazyma jaroonii
Lineage: Eukaryota; Fungi; Ascomycota; Pichiomycetes; Serinales; Debaryomycetaceae
Source: the annotation of a GenBank genome assembly
AUGUCAAGUGAUUUCAUGAAAUUUAAAUCAAGAAGAUCAACAGUCUAUUCGUCCAAAGGAAUUGUUGCAUCUACUCAACCAUUGGCCAAUAAUGCUGGGUUAAUCAUAUUGAAUAAAGGUGGAAAUUGUGUUGAUGCGGCCAUAGCAGUGGCUGCAGCUUUAUGUCUAACUGAACCUCAGAGUACAGGUAUUGGUGGAGAUUGUUUUGCAUUAUAUUAUAAGAAUGAUACUAAGGAAGUUUUAGGUUUGAAUGGUUGUGGAAGAGCUGCUAAGAAUUUAAGCAUUCAAGAUGUUUGGGACGCUUUGAAUGAUGGUCAACCAAUGGCUAGAAUCCCCCAAGAUUCGAUUUUCUCCGUUGUAGUCCCUGGUGCAAUUGGUGGAUGGUAUGAUUCUUAUAAACAAUGGGGUUCAGGUAAAGUCACUUUUGAAGAAAUUCUCCAACCUGCUAUCGAUUUAGCCGAAAAUGGUUAUCCAGUAUGUGAAUUAGCUGCCAGAGGUUGGAGAAACUCUAAAAAGAAAAUCCUCAAACAGAAUCCAGAAAUGGAUCCUAAGGACAUCCCUGUUCUUAUAAAUGGUGAAGGACCAAACGAAGGUGACUUUGUUACUAAUGAACCCAUCGCUGAAGCCCUUAAAUUAAUUGCCAGUAAAGGUAAACUGGGUUACUAUGAGGGAUCUGUUGCUGAAGCCAUUAUCAAAAGAACUGAUUCAAAAGGUCACAAAAUGACUUUAGAGGAUCUUUCUACGCAUACUUCGACUUUUGUUGAACCUAUAAAGUUUGAAUUUCAAGAAAAGACUAUUUGGGAAAUUCCACCUAAUGGUCAAGGAUUAGUUGCAUUGGUUGCAUUAGGAGUUAUUCAAGAACUCCAUAAGCUGGGUGUUAUUGAUUUAUACAAAAUUGAACAUAACUCAUUCGAAUAUUGGCAUUUAGUCAUUGAAUGUUGUAAAAUUGGAUUUUACGAAGGUAAUGAUUCAAUUGCUGAUCCAGAAUUUGAACAAAUUCCUGUUGAAAAAAUCUUGUCAUCAGAAUAUCUUCAACAGAGAAGUAAAUUGUUUUCAAAGAAUAAAGUUCUUUCAGGUAAAGAUUUUGGUGUACCAAUUCCUGAUCCUAAAUUUAAAACUGAUACUACGUACUUUACAGUGUCUGAUUCAAACGGAGAUGCUUGUUCAUUCAUCAAUUCAGUUUAUGAAGGAUUCGGAAGUGGUAUUGUAGUACCAGAAUACGGAUUUUGUCUUCACAAUCGUGGAGCCAAUUUCAAUUUGACUCCAGGGGCUACUAAUUGUUUAGAAGGUGGUAAAAGACCUUAUCAUACUAUCAUUCCGUCUAUGAUUACCAAUAAAGAUGGCUCACUUUAUGCAUCCUUUGGUAAUAUGGGUGGAUAUAUGCAGCCUGUAGGGCAUGUGCUCCAUGUUCUCAAUAUGGUCAUUUUUGGCCAUACUCCUCAACAAUCAAUUGACCUGCCUAGAGUUUGUCUUGAGGCUGAUGUUACUUGCCCCGAUACAGGUUUAGGUGGUGAUGGGCCUGUAAGUACCACAAGAACAUUUGUACUUUUAGAAGACGGUAUUGACCCUAAGGUUGUUCAGCAAUUAACCGAAUUAGGUCAUGCCACCAAGGUUUUGACUGAUUAUGAUAGGCAAACCUUUGGAAGAGCUCAAAUUAUCAAGAAUGUUUCCAAAGGUGGUAAAUUGGUUUAUGCUGGAGGUUCUGAAAUCAGAGGAGAUGGUGCUGCAAUUGCCCUUUGA